Molecule: messenger RNA, 1089 nt
Organism: Aspergillus steynii IBT 23096
Lineage: Eukaryota; Fungi; Ascomycota; Eurotiomycetes; Eurotiales; Aspergillaceae
Gene: pex20
Product: protein pex20
Exons: 3
Coding region: 1-1089 (362 amino acids)
Biological process (GO): protein import into peroxisome matrix, docking
Cellular component (GO): cytosol; peroxisomal membrane
Source: RefSeq, a predicted model, not a curated record
AUGAGUGACGCUCUCUGUGGUCCGUCGAAUGCUCUCCAAAACUUCCAGAAAAAUGCGUCCGUUGAUCGGACUCUCCAACAGGAUAGGCUGGUUUCGCGACAGCCACAUUCACAGGGAUUCCGUUCACAAGCCGCCAGUCAAGGACUUUUAGACCCCGAGUUUGCUGCUUUUGAGUCCAAUUCAUCCGGCACGUCGCUUCCGAACUUACAGCAUGCACCAGGUCCCUUCAGUGUCCAUUCUCCGCAUCGUUUGGUGCCCCACUCCACAGACCAUGUGGAUUGGGCAGCAGACUUCCAAAGAUUGCAGCUUUCGGGGCCAUCGCAUGCGUUCGGUCAACGCGCCGGCCCUUCCGCCGUUUCCCAACAGGGUUGGCAAAAUGAGUUCUUAAACCAACAGCAACAAGGCCCCCCUACGCCGCAUCAGCAGCAGCAUCAGCGAUUUGCGCAAGGAUACCAACCUUCAUUUUCCCGGGGCUAUCCCCUGCAUACAACACCCACGACCGCUUUUCCCGCUGCGGGGUCCAUGGCCACCCAACAGCCGCCCGCAGAAACGUUUGAUGAAUCUGCGUUCGAAGCCGCGUUCGAGCAGGCAAGUGCCGACAUGAUGUCACAGAAUGUCGAAGACAUCCAGGAAAACAAGGAAGAGUCGGCCAACAGGGCUGCUCAGUCAGACACGCCCGCCGUAGACGAGCCUCGAGAGGCCAUAAGGAUCGGAUCGGAUACUAUUCCCCAAACCAACAACGAUGGGACACAAGCACAAGUCAACGAUGCGGACGAACUUGCCAGGACUGCAGGGCAUUUAUUAGAGAGUGUCAGCCACGAUCAAAGCCAGAAGUUCCGAGAAAGCAACUUCCUUGCUUUGAUGCGCCGUAUUCGCGAUCGCGAAGUCCAUGUCGAAGGAGACGAAUUCCGCGAAACUUUGCAGUCUUUACACCCUGGGGGCAAAUACUACCCAAAUGACCAGAAAGCCACGGAGCAGGAACGAGCCACAGUCUCGGCAGACUAUCAUAAGUACGCUUAUGUACCAAACAACAGAGGUAAGUCCCCUGGCGUACGGUGGAGAACAAGAGAGAUGUGUCCUGACCAGUAG